GACCCCGCCCCGAACGUCACGGCCAAGGCCCAGGGGCGGAGCCGGCCCCGGCGGAAGCGCGCUGCUGCGGGAGAGGCCCCAACGGAGCGGCGGGCGCUCGGGGACCGCUGGGGACAGGCAGCAUGGGCAGCAGCUCGCUGUCCGAGGACUACCGCCUGUGCCUGGAGCGCGAACUGCGGCGCGGCCGCGCGGGCGUGUGCGGGGACCCAUCCCUGCGCGCCGUGCUCUGGCACAUCCUGGUGGAAGACUUUGACCUGCACGGGGCGCUGCAGGAUGACGCGCUGGCACUGCUCACCGACGGCCUGUGGGGACGCGCCGACUUGGCCCCCGCGCUGCGCAGCCUGGCCCGUGCCUUCGAGCUGCUGGAGUUGGCCGCCGUGCACCUGUAUCUGCUGCCCUGGAGGAAGGAGUUCACCACCAUCAAGACCUUCUCAGGGGGCUACGUGCACGUGCUGAAGGGUGCACUCUCAGAGGACCUCCUCAUGCAGAGCUUCCAGAAGAUGGGCUACGUCCGCAGGGAUGACCACCGCCUCAUGGUGGCUGCCCCGCCCCCCACCCACCAGCUGGUACAGGUGGCCCUGGGCUGCUUCGCCCUGCGGCUAGAGUGUGAGAUCCUGGGCGAGGUGCUGGCGCAGCUGGGCACCAGCGUACUGCCGGUUGAGGAGCUGCUGCAGGCGCGGCGGGCCAGUGUGGACGUGACCUCCUGCGUUGCCUGGCUGCAGCAGCGACUGGCCCGCGAGGAGGAGCCGCCGCCCCUGCCCCCCCGUGGCUCCCCGGCCAGGUGCCAGGCCCAGCUGGACCUGUACCGGGAACUGCAGGAGGACGAGGGCUCGGACGAGGCCAGCCUGUACGGAGGGCCCUCGCCAGGCCCAGACUCACCCCCCUCAGAGCUGGCCUGCCAGCCUCUGUUCUGGGAGCAGAGUGCCAAACUGUGGGGGGCGGGGGGCGGGCCCUGGGAGCCGGCCGAGGCCAGCAGCCCGGGCUCCGGGGCCUCAGAGGAGGAGCCGGAGCCGGAGCCGGAGCCCUUCUCCUUCCUCUCGCUGCGCCGAGAGCUGCUCACUCGGCCUGGGGACCUGGCUGCUCCCCAAGCCCCUGGAAGCCCUGAGCGGACCAGUCCCCCACGCCUCCCGGAGCCCCCCGGCUACCAGAUGCACAGCUGCCUGGCCCCCGGUGCCCUGCCUGCCUUCUGCUGUGAUACGUGUCGCCAGCUGCACGCCACCCACUGCUCCGCCCUGCCCGCCUGCCACCCAGGCCACGCGCUGCGCACCCUGCGCGGGAACAGCCAGCGGCGCCUGUGGCUGCAGCGCGCCCAGGUGGAUGCCCUGCUGUACGACGGCCCCGGGGCCCGGCCCUAGGCCCACCCGGCCCUGGGUCAAGGGCUUCCUGGAGACACUUUCCAUGGUGCUUUUUGGGCCUCGUCCCUCCUCAGGCCCAGGCCAGUGGCCACCCUGCCCCUCCUGCCCCCCAAGGGGCCCAGGGUGGGGGGUGAGGGAGUGGAGUCUCAGUCCCACUAGAUGAGAGGCGGAGGCUCGCUUUCCAUGGAAAGUUCCCCCCCGGCCCACCCCCACCCUGGCACCCAGAUCCACGCCCAGACGUGUUGGGUAAAGGCCAGCACGCCUGUCCCCAGGGAGGACCCUUCCCCUCCCCUUUCUCACCCCCGCCGCCACGGGCCCAGCCGUCAGCCCGUAGCUCCUGACCUGCUCCCUGCAAGUGCCCAGGGGGGUGCUCCACAGGGGUGUCCUCGGGCUCAGGUAUCCUCGUGAGCCCCUGAGCUUUGCUGAGACCAUUCUAGAGGCUCUGCCAGGUGCACGACUGACCCGGCCCCGCCACGGGCGUCACAGGCCAGCACUGAAUGAGCUGAGUGCUGACUUGAGACCAGCCCCCUGGGCCCCUGUCACAGCUGAGCGGGGAAGCUGGGCCCAAGGACGGAGAAAAAACGUCCUGAUCUCCAACCAGAGCGAGUACCCAAGAGUUCCGGAGAAAGGCAGCUGGGAAGCAGGGAGCCACAGAGCCCAAGAGGCUGUCACCCACUUCCAGGUGGAGCACGGGGGCUUCUGAGCAACCAGUACCCCAGCAGCCCCCCUGCUGCGUCCUCCUGACGUCCAGCUCUGGAAGCCAGGGUGGGAGAUCUCAAAGGCUUCCCAGCCCAGAGCCCAUCCCCACCUCUCAGGGCUGGAGGGGGUGGGUCUGCCCACUUGGGCCCUGAGGGCAG
Messenger RNA from Hippopotamus amphibius kiboko, 2212 nucleotides. RefSeq names its product spermatogenesis associated 2 like (gene SPATA2L). The record is from RefSeq and is a predicted model, not a curated record. Gene Ontology annotation, cellular component: cytoplasm. The coding region runs from base 123 to 1355 and encodes 410 amino acids. NCBI's taxonomy places the organism in Eukaryota, Metazoa, Chordata, Mammalia, Artiodactyla, Hippopotamidae. The transcript is spliced from 3 exons.